Messenger RNA from Carassius gibelio (silver crucian carp), 3725 nucleotides. RefSeq lists its product as uncharacterized. The record is from RefSeq and is a predicted model, not a curated record. NCBI's taxonomy places the organism in Eukaryota, Metazoa, Chordata, Actinopteri, Cypriniformes, Cyprinidae. Bases 163 to 672 code for a protein of 169 amino acids. The transcript is spliced from 5 exons.
UAGCCUAUUAACGAUUCCGGUAAGGGGGGCGUCUUCCGUCAAACGUGUGCACUUUGGAUUUGCAUCCCUGCUAGCCUAUAUAAAUACUCACGACAUCACAGUGAUCUGAAGACGCUCAAACUCUCAGGCAAUCGGUAAAGAGCUGCGAGGACGGGAAAUUAAAUGAAUCCGAAAACCAGUGUCCAAAAAGAAGCUUCCCAAAAAAUGGAAAUCUCUUCCAUUGAUUCAGCGUUCCUUGCUACCAGUGGCCAAAGGUAUGUGUGCAUUGAAGGCAGGCCCAGUCGCAGGACCAGUCAAUCGCAUGAGCUGGUCACAAAAUUUCUACAGGAAGGUGACCUUGGAAGCGCAGCUAAAGUCAAAGUGUAUCAUGUUUUGAAUGGCACCAGAAAAUGCAUGGCUUUUUGCUUUGAGGUGAAUAAAAAGUCAGUCUUCCCUGUUAUUACUCACGGUAAAGAGGUCAAAUUCAAGGUUUUACCCAGAGAAGAGCCGAUCACGGCAGGAAUCUUUGACCAAACGUUCUUAUUUCAAUGGGGAGACAUUCAUGGAGACUGGAGGAGUUUGAAAUCAGUGGCUGAACCAAGCAAGUACCUGAUUGAUGGAAAAAAUGGCAAAGAAAAGAACAAAGUGAUCAUCACAACUGAGCGGAGUCCGGUUUUUAAAGUUGAGAAAUGAGAAGAGGGUCCUUUUCUGUUGAUGGAUGUUGAGAAAAUGUGAGAGCAAGUGGAGUGAUUCUUUUCUGGUUCUUUUUGAGGCAUGCCAUUUUAUCCAUUUAUUGGAUUCAUUUAAUUGCCCUUUUGUCAUAACCUAGUAAGUAUUACUGACAUGCAGUUUUAGGUUCAAAAUCAUUUGCAUUAUUACUAUACAAACGCAACUGACACUGUUUAGUUUGUCACAAUGAAAGUAUUUUUAGUUAAUAAUUACAUGGCUUAUCAAAAUGUUUAAAUAAGCCAUAGACAUUACUCAGGAACCUAACCCUUUAGUGUCAUAUCCUGUGAAUCACAUGCUUUCUUUAACUUUUAACUAUGUUAAAAACUAUUUUUGUUGCUUAAUGUUAUUGUGGAAACUGAGAUAUACUACCAUUUAAAAGCUUGGGCUAAGUAACGAAGAAAUUUCACAAUUUAUGUGACAUUGAUAUACUUACUACAUAAGAUACUUCUUAAAAAUGUGUAUGUGUAGCCUAUAUAUACAGUAUUGUUCAAAAUAAUAGCAGUACAAUGUGACUAACCAGAAUAAUCAAGGUUUUUCGUAUAUUUUUUUUAUUGCUACGUGGCAAACAAGUUACCAGUAGGUUCAGUAGAUUCUCAGAAAACAAAUGAGAUCCAGCAUUCAUGAUAUGCACGCUCUUAAGGCUGUGCAAUUGGGCAAUUAGUUGAAUUAGUUGAAAGGGGUGUGUUCAAAAAAAUAGCAGUGUGGCAUUCAAUCACUGAGGUCAUCAAUUUUGUGAAGAAACAGGUGUGAAUCAGGUGGCCCCUAUUUAAGGAUGAAGCCAACACUUGUUGAACAUGCAUUUGAAAGCUGAGGAAAAUGGGUCGUUCAAGACAUUGUUCAGAAGAACAGCGUACUUUGAUUAAAAAGUUGAUUAGAGAGGGGAAAACCUAUAAAGAGGUGCAAAAAAUGAUAGGCUGUUCAGCUAAAAUGAUCUCCAAUGCCUUAAAAUGGAGAGCAAAACCAGAGAGACGUGGAAGAAAACGGAAGACAACCAUCAAAAUGGAUAGAAGAAUAACCAGAAUGGCAAAGGCUCAGCCAAUGAUCACCUCCAGGAUGAUCAAAGACAGUCUGGAGUUACCUGUAAGUACUGUGACAGUUAGAAGACGUCUGUGUGAAGCUAAUCUAUUUUCAAGAAUCCCCCGCAAAGUCCCUCUGUUAAAAAAAAGGCAUGUGCAGAAGAGGUUACAAUUUGCCAAAGAACACAUCAACUGGCCUAAAGAGAAAUGGAGGAACAUUUUGUGGACUGAUGAGAGUAAAAUUGUUCUUUUUGGGUCCAAGGGCCACAGGCAGUUUGUGAGACGACCCCCAAACUCUGAAUUCAAGCCACAGUACACAGUGAAGACAGUGAAGCAUGGAGGUGCAAGCAUCAUGAUAUGGGCAUGUUUCUCCUACUAUGGUGUUGGGCCUAUUUAUCGCAUACCAGGGAUCAUGGAUCAGUUUGCAUAUGUUAAAAUACUUGAAGAGGUCAUGUUGCCCUAUGCCGAAGAGGACAUGCCCUUGAAAUGGUUGUUUCAACAAGACAAUGACCCAAAACACACUAGUAAACGGGCAAAGUCUUGGUUCCAAACCAACAAAAUUAAUGUUAUGGAGUGGCCAGCCCAAUCUCCAGACCUUAAUCCAAUUGAGAACUUGUGGGGUGAUAUCAAAAAUGCUGUUUCUGAAGCAAAACCAAGAAAUGUGAAUGAAUUGUGGAAUGUUGUUAAAGAAUCAUGGAGUGGAAUAACAGCUGAGAGGUGCCACAAGUUGGUUGACUCCAUGCCACACAGAUGUCAAGCAGUUUUAAAAAACUGUGGUCAUACAACUAAAUAUUAGUUUAGUGAUUCACAGGAUUGCUAAAUCCCAGAAAAAAAAAAUGUUUGUACAAAAUAGUUUUGAGUUUGUACAGUCAAAGGUAGACACUGCUAUUUUUUUGAACACACCCCUUUCAACUAAUUCAACUAAUUGCCCAAUUGCACAGCCUUAAGAGCGUGCAUAUCAUGAAUGCUUGGUCUUGUUUGUUUUCUGACAAUCUACUGAACCUACUGGUAACUUGUUUGCCACGUAGCAAUAAAAAAUAUACUAAAAACCUUGAUUAUUCUGGUUAGUCACAUUGUACUGCUAUUAUUUUGAACAAUACUGUACAUAUAUAUGUGUGUGUGUGUGUGUUUAUAUUUAUAUGUACUAUUCUGUGCCAGUAUCAGUAGUGAGAGCACGUUGUUCAUGCUGCAAAUUUCAACAACAAGAAGUGCUUACCAGAUGGAGAGGGACACCACUGCUAUACACUAGUUCCCAAAACUGGUCCUGGAGGCACCCCAACACUUUACGUUUGAUCAAACACACCUCAUCAGCUCAUUAUAGAGACUCCAAAAUCUGAAAUUGGUGUGUCAGAGAAAGGAGACAUGCAAAAUAUGCAGUGUUGAUGUGCCUCCAGGACCAGGGUAGGGAACCACUGGUGUAUAGCAGUGGUGUCCAAUCCUGCUCUUAGAGGGCCACUGUCCUGCAGCGUUUAGCUUAAACCCAAUUAAACACACCUGAACCAGCUAAACAAGGUCUUUAUAGGCACACUAGAAAUCAGACAGGUGUGUUUAUGGGAUUGGGGCUAUCUUCUGAAGGCCAGUGGCGCUCCAGGAAAGAAUUUGGACACCCCUGGUGUGUAGUAUGUUAUGUGGGACACAGAGAAGAGUCAGUUAAGCGCGACCUCUGCUGGUGAAGCUGUGGAACUGCAGACUGACAACAUGCGGAUGUAUAACGUCAUCUGAGGCAGAUUUUGCUGAACACAGAUCAGCAUUUGAGGACGACUUUUAUCAGUAAAGUGCUUUGCACUAGAGUUUGUAUAGCGUAUGCUACGUCUAUUAUGCAUUGUUUUUUCUAGUAGUGAUCUGCCAAUGUAUAUUCAUGUAUUUGUUAACCAUAUUAUGUAAAAGCGACAUGCAUGCAUUUCUUUUUGAGAAAAUGUAUGCACAUCUAACUUCUGUAUUAUACAUUAUACAUUGACUAAAUAAUAUAGCCCUAUCUACAUAAACAUAUUUUCUGGUUUA